CAGGUUGAUGCUGUAUGCAGUUGCAUAUCUAGCAUAAUGGGCAGGUGGCCCUGACUGACACUCCGAGGUAUCUACAGUACAUACAGAAAGUGCCCCUGCAGCUCCCCAUUAUACGGCAUCUCCUAAGCAAGGGCGGCUUUAAAAAUAACCUUGUUAAAAGUACAGUAUUGCUAACUUAAGACAAAUGGAAAAUCUCUACUGGACAAAAACAUCAUCAGGCGCUUGUGUAUAUUGUUACACAAUGUCCACACCCACUUUGCUUUCGUCAUUUGCAAAAGGCUUACGUGCAUACUGUACUCCUCAUUAUCACAACACCUUUGGAAAAGAAUGCAGUAUAACACGGAACAGAGAUAACCAAGCGCAGCUCUUUGGGAGAAAUGCAAAAUAUUUCAAAGAAAACAUUUUUAAAAUGGAAAAGUCAUUGAAUUUGCCUCCACAUGUUCAUGAAUGGACAAGAGAUCAUGUAAUACUGUGGGUGACUGAACAACUUAAACUUGACUCCACUGUUGGAAACAUAUUAUACAAUCAAGAAGUGACAGGGGAGAGUCUGAAAAUAUUAUCUAAAAAUGACUUUGUGGAAAUGGGCAUUAAACAUGGACCUGCAGCUUUGUUAGCUCAUCACAUAAAGAAAAUGAGCCCGCCCAACACCCAGAAUUUCCAACAAGACACCACAAGCAUCAGUGAGAUAAGUGCAAAGAGAAAAAAAAAUCAAUCCCAAAAAGUCCAGAGCAGUUGUGUCACACUUCAAGAUAAAAUAAAAACAACUACAGAAGAAAAUCUACCAAAGGAAUUAGAGAAAGUAAAAGCAACCUGCCCUGAGAGUGAUUAUAGUCAUGUAAGAGUAACUCCUUACCCUUUUGAUAGCACUCAUGAAAGCAAAUGCUAUACCCAACACCACUGUCUUCCACCCGAAUCCGGUGCAUCCAAUUUAAUUGACCCAGUACAUGAGUACAAGGAAUUUACCAACAUAGCAAAUGCCACAGAAGAAGAUAAAAAGAUGAAAUUUUGCAAUGAAGUUUUCAAGUUUGCAGCUGCAUGCAUGAAUGUCCGUACAAAUGGCACCAUCCAUUUUGGUGUACGUGACAAACCACAUGGCGAAAUUAUUGGCAUUGUUAUAGAUGACAUUGAAACUUAUGUCAGGUAUAUUGAUCAAAUGGUGAACAAAUACUUUGAUGAAAAACAAGUAGAUAUUGCAAAACAGUGCAUUCGUCCACCUCGUUUUGUCAGUGUACUCUAUCAAGAAAACAUAAAGUCUGAUUUGGUUGUUAUAGAAGUAGAUGUGGUUCCCGAAUAUGCUGAAUGUAAAUCAGAAAUAUUCCAUACAUACCCGUUUAUUCUCACUGACAAUACUUGGAAAAAGAGUUUAGAUCAAUAUUGCUUCAUUCGAGAUGGAGGAAGCUCAAAAAAUGUUUUAGCAAAUGUACGUCACAAUUGUGCGGAUUACAAAUUGUUUUGUACUAAAUUGAAAGACAGAGAUGAUGCUAGAAUAAGAGCAGAACAUAAUCAAAAAACAAAGCAACGAAAGACUCAAGAACAUGGCUCCAAACUUGUGAGUUUAAUAACUGGAAACCGAGACACCUUGGACAAUUCCUACUAUAAAUGGUACAUCUUGGUUGCUAAUAAGUGCCAGACAAGCCAUACAAAGCAUCUACAAUUCAUGCAUGAAAUAAACUGGUUUGCUAUUUUGGAUUUUGAUCCAGAGUCAGCCACACAUGGAUUAUGUAAAGCUUACCAGGAAAAGCGGAAACCAAAUUUGCAUUUUCCAAAUCAAUACCAAAAUAUGGAUAAUGACACAAAUGAAAAGAUUCAAGAACUUAAACUACAUCAACAGCCCAGUUGGAUCUUCUGCAAUGGGAGGUUGGAUCUGAACAGUGAAGAGUACAAACCAUUAAAUAACAAGUUAUGGCAGAAAGAGAAAGCUGCUGAAGUUAGACAACUUGUGACUUUUCUUUCCAGGAAAGAUAUAUUGGAACGAGGAAAAUUUCUUGUUGUGUUUUUAUUGCUUUCAACCGUUGAAGAUAGUUUGGAUCCUAUGAAUGAAAUGUUUAUUGCAUUUUACCAGGAACUCAGGGGUAUGACUGACAUCUUAUGCAUUUGUGAAUGUGAACAAACUUUUCAGAGAUGGAGAGAUUUACAAACUAGAAUUAUAAACAAAGAGGAAAUGGAAGAAAGAUGCAUUUACUACCUGAGUAUUGACAAUAUAAAUGGAACAAUUCUUAAAUUGAAAUCUAACACUCAGACUUCUAGUCGCUUUCUGCCAUCUCAUGAUGGCUCUUCUACCAUUCUGCAUAGGAAAGAUGAAGAUCUAUUGACAUCUCUAGAUAUUCUUUGUGCAAAUGAAUGUCACAAUACAGAAAUUGAAAGCAAUAAAUCUAUGUUUAAUACAUUCAUGAAAACUCAGGAAGAACAUUUCUACCGAGGAGGCAAAGCAACAUGGUGGAAUUUCUACUUCUCAUUCAGAGGUCAUACAGGGUCUUUUAUAAAAAGGGACGUCCAAAAAAAAUUGGAAGAACAGAUAAAAUCUUGGUCUGAAUAUAACAAGCAAAUUAGUGUAAAAGUAAUUACACUCUUUCAUCACCCUGGGUGUGGAGGUUCUACUACUGCAAUGCAUGUCCUCUGGGAGCUGCGAGAUACAUUCAGAUGUGCAACUUUAAAGAGAAAAACAGAUGACUUUAAGGAUAUCUCAACAGAAGUUAUCAAUCUGGCUGUUCAUGGGUCAUCUAAUUGUGCAGAUUAUUAUCCUGUCUUGCUCUUAAUGGAUGACUAUGAAGAGGAUGAAACUGCAUCCAUUUUGCAGAACAGCAUUCAGUUAGCCAUAGCAGAAAGAUAUAUACGAUUUGAGAAACCAGUAGUGAUCAUUUUAAACUGCAUGAGAUCUCAGAAACCAGAUCGAAGCUCAAAAUUAAAUUGUAUGGACAGUGUUGCUGUAACUUAUAAACUUUCUGUGCAAGAGCAAAGAGCCUUUGAAACAAAACUUAAAGAGAUUGAAGAGAAGUAUGAAAAGCCAGAAGAUUUCUAUUCAUUUAUGAUCAUGAAAAGCAAUUUUGAUAAGAAAUAUAUGGAAAAAGUUGUACAAAAUAUACUAAAAGGUUUAAACAAUGCAAGCAAGGAAGCUCAGCUCAUCUCUUUUCUGGCUCUUCUAAACAAAUAUGUAAAGGAUUGCACUAUCUCUGCUUCAAUGUGUGAGCAGUUCCUUGGUAUAAAUGUGAAAAAGACAUACUGGGGUGAUGAGAGCUUAGAAGAUAAAAUGGGCGCUUAUUUUACAUUAAUGCUACCUACAGAAGUGGAAGAAUAUGGUAGAUAUGAAGGGCUACGCAUAAUCCACCCACUGAUGGCAGAGCAAUGCAUAAUGGAGUUAAAGAGCACAUAUGAUAUACCGCAGAGUAGUAUUAUGUUGGACUUGUUGCAAAACAAUGUUUUCCAUAACAGUGGAAUUGGCAGAAAUACUUUAAAUCAAAACAUGCAAAGUAUGCUGGUCACAAGACAUAAAAAAAUAUAUGGCGAUGAAACAGACACUCUCUUCUCUCCAUUAAUAGAGGAAAUACUAAAAGAUGAGGGUAGUACAAGUGUGGAAAAAGUUCUGAAGGAGGGUUCAGUAAGGUUCAAUCGGAAUCCUUACAUCUGCCAAGCUUUAGCAAGACACUACUAUAUCAGAGAGAAAAACUUCCCUGAUGCUUUUCAUUGGGCAAAGGAGGCAAAGCGAAUUGCGCCAACAAAUUCAUUUGUAUUAGAUACUUUGGGUCAGAUCUAUAAGACUCAGUUAAAGACCAUGUUGGACAAAUUCAGCAAAAAUAAUCCUGUAUCUUCAGAAGAAUUAAACACCCUUCUAGAAACUGCUCACUCUGCAUCAAACGCCUUUAGGGAAUGUCAAGAGCGAACAAAAAAGUCAGAAUCUGACAGAGAGGAAUAUGAGAUUGCAAAGGCCCGGCGUUAUCGUGUGUACAAUACAGCAGGAUACAUGGGCCAGAUUGAAGUCUGUCUUUAUACAGUAGAUAUACUGCUACAGUUACCAUGGAUCAGGUCAAAAGAUAAGCUCUCUAGAAGACACCUGAUGCAGUACUUAUCAGGUAAAUGGGACAUUUCAGUUGACAACGUUAGCAAAAAUUACGAAGAGAUCUAUAAAGUUCUUAAUGAUUAUAGAUCUUUUCUAACUAAUGUAAUAAAAUAUUUAAAGAAGGCUUUUGAUUUCUUCCAAGACUAUUUUGUGUACUUAAAACAAAGGAACAUGCUGAAAGAAAGCACGGACUAUAAAGAUCGUGAAAAAGUUUCAGAGUAUCGUAAAAAAUAUAUGCGGGUGUUCUGCGAAUACAAUCUAAUACAAAUGACAGAUCAGAAGGACGCACAAAAGAUGAGCCCUUCAGUACGAAUAGAGGAGUUCAGAGUAUGUCUGGAGUCAUACAAAGCUGACAGAGUCUCAGGAAUCCUGGAAUACCUCACAGAUUAUGGAAAAGAUGUUAAAAAACUAGAAGCUAUUAUAAAAGCCUACACGUAUUUAUUGCAGAAUCGCACAGACAAAUUCAUUCUUAGAGAUAAACAAAAUUUCAUUUUGGCCAAUAUUGUGCUUCAUUGUAUUUCUCCAAGUUCUCCCCACAUUGCGCCAGUUGAUUCCCUGAAACAGUAUCUUAGAGAGAUUCUGCAGAUCUGCGGUUCGGAUCACAAGUACCCAGAACCUUAUUUCUUAGCCUCAUUACUUUUCUGGCCCCAGAACAUUUACCAACUGGAUUCUGAUUCUCAAAAUAUAGAAAUCUAUGUCAACUCUUUGAGAAAAUCUUUUAAAAGCAAGUAUCGGCACAUGAGCCAUGCCAAACAGCCCAUAGCACAUUUCUAUCUCGGCAAGAAUGCUGGCCUGAAGAGACUAAUUCACAAAGGGAAACUGGACCAGAGCUUUUCUGUAGUUCAAGCAUCAGUCUUAAAUUCUCUCUGGCAAAGUGGGGAAAUAUGGAAAGAAGCAGAAACCAAGGAAUCACUAUUACUUUUAUAUGGCAGAGCUGAAAAGGACCAGAUCUAUAUAGAGUGCGAAAAUGGAAUCAAGAUUCCAGUGAGACCUGCUUACCUUGGACAACUGAGAAGUGGUAAAAGUAUUGAGCGAGUGUCUUUCUUCUUGGGGUUUUCCAUGGAAGGUCUAAUCGCUUAUAACAUCGAAAGCCUAUAAAAUCUUACCUGUUUGUACCAAUCUGGACCUACAGCAAAAUGUUUGGGUGUAUAGGGACUAUAACCUAAACAUUUUUAUAACCUAACACUAAAGAAACGUGUGAACUAUUGAGAAUUUAUUUUUUUUAUUCAAAUUUUAUAUUAGAGAGAACAAUGUGCAUUUACAAAGUUCAACAAUCACCCUUGCAAUGCAACAAGACAACCACAUAAAAUAUGUACAAAUAGUAUAGACUAAAAUAGGAAAUGCGGUAGUAAAUGACAUGAGAACAUUAUAAAAGUAUAUUAAACCAUUGCAUGGCAUUAUUUUUUCUCAAGAUAUUUUUAUUGAAGCAUUGUAAAUAACAUACAAUCAAGAAAUAAUACACAAAGUAAAUCUUGUACAGGAAAAUAGCAUAAGGCAUUCAACCAUGUUAUAUACGUAAAUCACAGUUAAAUCAAAUGAAUAAAACAAUAAAGAUGGGAAGUAUAAAUAACAAAUAAACAUAAAAACAUAGAAUUUGACGGCAGAUAAUAACCACUUGGCCCAUCUAGACUGCUUUUUUUUUUUUUUUUUUACGUACGUACGUAAAAAAGCUGUAAUACAAGUUACAUAGUUAUAGUGCAAGGAUACUAAAAUAAGUAGACAAAUAGGUACAUAGCAUGGGUGUAUAAAAAAAAACCAAGCCAUUUAGGUUAAAAAAUAAAUAAAUAAAUAAAAUUAAAAAAGUAAAUAAAAUAUAAAUAAUAAUGUAAGUCUGCCCGUCCGCCCCCCCCCCCCCCCCCCAGAACCCUCGAAACCCCGCAAUACCCACCAC
Pseudophryne corroboree (corroboree frog) is the source of this 5945-nucleotide messenger RNA. Its product is annotated as sterile alpha motif domain-containing protein 9-like. Gene Ontology annotation, cellular component: cytoplasm. The record is from RefSeq and is a predicted model, not a curated record. NCBI's taxonomy places the organism in Eukaryota, Metazoa, Chordata, Amphibia, Anura, Myobatrachidae. Gene Ontology annotation, molecular function: protein binding.